Plasmodium falciparum 3D7 is the source of this 489-nucleotide messenger RNA. Its product is annotated as putative 60S ribosomal protein L24. The record is from RefSeq and is a predicted model, not a curated record. Gene Ontology annotation, molecular function: mRNA binding; structural constituent of ribosome. Lineage: Eukaryota; Apicomplexa; Aconoidasida; Haemosporida; Plasmodiidae.
AUGUCACAAAUUAAAACUACUGUAAAAACUGAAGCCUGUUCAUUUAGUGAGUAUAGGAUAUACCCAGGAAGAGGUCAGAAAUAUAUAGCAAGAGAUGGAAAGGUUUAUUUUUAUUUAUCAUCAAAAUUUGCUUCCUUAGCUUUACAAAAGAAGAAGGCAGCUAAACUAAGAUGGACACAAACAUGGAGAAGAAAUAACAAAAAAACAAAAAUUGAAACAACUCAAAGAAGGAGAUACAAGAAAACUAUAAAAGUACAAAAGGCUGUAUGUGGAUUGACCGUUGAAGAUAUAAGAAAUAGAAAAGCUUAUGUCCAAAGCAUAGAAGCAAAAAACAAGGCCAAAUUUGGAACAAAGGAAAAAGAAGAUAAGAAAAAAACAAAAGACGACAAGAAAAAAAACCUUGUACAUUUUCAACAGAAAAAAGAUUUUACAAAAUCAAAAAUGUUAAAUAUGGCUAAAAGUAAAAUGCAUAAAAUGAUGAAAAAAUAA